GUGAAGUGUAAAUGAAUUGACCUCCUCUGGCAUUCGAAAAGAGGAUUUCCUCAUCACUACAUGCAGGACAUUUUUAAGGCGGUAGGAGCGAGUUUGGGUUUUUUUCAGAAAUCGGUAGUGUGUGAUACGCUUAUACACUACCUCGAACCGUUUUGCUCUCCGACGCUUAGUUUUGGCGUCGCGACGCCUCAAAGUUGGAAUUUUUGACGACUUUGUGACAUAUUUUCGGCGAAACGGGAAAACGCACAGUUUUUAAACUUCACAGUGGGAUAGUCAGAUACUAGGCCUAGUGCGUGGUCUAUUUUUCAAGAUAUUACAUUGAAUAGUUUUCGUCCUGGAACGCCUUGAAAGUAAGUAGUUUACAGGCCCUUAUAGCAGCCAAACGGCUUAACAUAUGACGAUGAAAAGUAGACCACGCACUAGAUUCAACUUUGGUCUUUCUGAUGAAUUCGUCGGAAAGAAUAAAAAUUUUCGGGUCUGUUCAAAAAUAUGUCACAAGUAAACCCCUGUUUCGAACCGCCUGAGACCUUUAGAGAGAGACAGGCUGCAGCCGUCUUCGUCGCGCAGAGGGGGGAGCGGGAGGGGUGUGGGGGGCACCGUGAAACAAGAGGCGGGGUCGGCUGGGGCCCGGCCGGCUACCCGGACAGCCCCGACCGUAGCCCUCCGCCCACCCUCACAGCGGGGAUGCCUCCGUGACGAAUUACGGGCCAGAUCGGCGUUCAACUAUUUGAAGUACCGAUCGUACAAAAUUUUGCGUGGCACCAUUGAAUCGGCGAGGAACAGGUUAAGAAACCCUCCAAAAAUCAUUGUUUUAUGAUAAUUUCUACAAAAACGAAAAUGAAGAAGCCUGAACAUACGGACCAAUGAACAAGUGUAAGCUUGAACAAAUGUUACUUGUAUUUUACUACUUUCCCACUGGAAAGAACAUGACCUCAAAGGCAGGAGUGGGAGUGCUGAUCGGAGGGCUGUCCCUGAAGCCACUGCUUGUUGACACGCGUGUCUCAUCUUGCGGUACUUGCGAGCCUUAUGAGAAAAGGGGGGAAGAGCCCCCAGAACAUGAUUGCUACAGAAAUUGGAAGGGAAGCGCCACAUCAAUGGAGCAGGAUAUAAUAGUGAAGGGGUUCAACAUAAGCGUUGAAACCCACAAACUAGAAUACCGCUUUUACAUUGGUGACGGCGACUCCAGCACGUACCCGCAAAUUAGAGCAAGAUGUCACUACGGCCACCGUGUCACGAAACUGCACUGCGCCAAUCACGUGACGGUUCGACUCAGCGACCACUUGCACACCUUGCUGAAGAAAACUAAGGAAUACCCCGUGGAGGCGCGCAAUGCCCUCAAGACAGAGACAGAGAGCACGCUGGGGCAGAAGCAGACGCGAAUCGAGCGGCUGGUGAAAGGCGUGCGAACGGCCAUUCGGGUGUGUGGCGAAAACAAUGACAGUGUGGAGAACCUCCAGAAGGCCCUGCAGAACGCGCCCUUCCACGCCUUUGGCCGGCACACCAACUGCGGCGACUGGUGCCCAAGAAAGAACUCCGCGGUGCCGGACAAGGACGAGGUGGACACGGCGAGGAAGGGGGGCCUCUUCCAGGCGAUUCAGGCCCAUGUCGACACGCUAAUCCAGAAGAGUGACUCCCUCGUCCGCAACGUCACCACAAACGCCGCGGAGAACUUCAUGUCGCUCGCGGCCAAAGCGAACGGCGGGAAGCGCAUUCCUAACUGGAAGGGCGGUGGCUACACCUGGCGCAUCAUGUCUGCUACCAUAAACUUCUCCGAGGGCCCUGGCUACCACAGCGCCGCCAUGAAGGAGCACGCGGGCCUUGAUGACACUCCUAAGCUCCUCAAAAAGUUCAGCAACAGUCGCAGCAGCCAAUGGAAGAGGAGGCGGGAGUCCAGGGAGGCGGAGAAGGCCGCGGGAGAGCCGGCCAGCAAGAGGGGCCGCCGCCGGAUGGGUGCGGGGCAUGACAACGACUACGGCCCGCAGGCCGCUCUGACCAACGAGGAGAGGAAGAAGCUGCAGGAGGAGCUGGAAAAGGAGCGCCUUGAGCUGCACCCGGAUAUGCCCGAGGACGCCCUGGAGGCCGCCAAGAAGAAGGUGCUGGAGCACCUCGAACGGCAGGUGGACACCGAGGAGAAGAGAGCCCGGCUCCAGGGGCUGACGGGUCAGCACAAGAGCGCCGACUACCGCCAGGUACGCUACUAUGCCCUUCUGCCCUCCUCAAAGUUCGGCAAGGUGGUGACUCGCCAGCCAGGCACCCCGUGCAACAGUCUGGUGUUGGACCUUGUUUACCCGUCGGUGGGGGAUAAGAAGAGCGUGCCGAUGCAGUACGGCAUCGACCAUGAGCAGACGGCCGUUGAGAAGUAUGUUCAUGAUUGCGAGGUGAGUGAGCCCGUUGCAGAGUGCGGACUGUUCAUCAACCCCAAAUGGCCUUUCCUCGCCUCCACGCCGGACAGGCUGUUGGGGUCGGAAGGGCUAAUUGAGGUGAAGUGUAUAUUCCCUGGCACUCUUGCUUCGCGGGGCGUCCACAAUUUUCACAGUGCUGCUUCGCUGAAGGGCAAAGAGCGGAAAAGUAUGAGUAUAUGUCUGGAAAUUGUGGACGGUCAGCUGUGCUUCAAGCGCACUCACUUGUAUUAUUAUCAAAUCCAGGGGCAGCUAGCGAUCACGGAGCGCCAGUACUGCAUGGCAGUCGUGUUCACUGACUCCUCCUUGGUUGAUAAUUGGAAAGGGCAGAAGGUGGAGGACUUCUAUGUCGAGAAAAUAGAGCGCGAUGACAAGUUUUGGCAGGAAACAAUGCUGCCUAAGCUGUCGAGGUUUUACAUGGACUGCAUGCUGGUCGAAAUUUGUCUCCGGCGCAAAAACCGAGGGAUAAAAUGCAGAGAUCCGGACUGGAUCAAGCCGAAAAAGACAAAACAGCAGGGGCAGCAGCAGUAACAUGUACACGCGCACCUACCACCUUCUUCCCUUUUGAUAUGAGUGUUUACGCUUGUGGAAACGUUCAGUGUCGUAUUGGUAGUUUCUUUGCUCGUGCUGGUGUGUGCGGGUCUGCCUACUCCUUCCGGCCGUACACAAGCCUGCAUCACUCCAGCGAGUGCAAAAGAACUACCGUUACCUACCUCAAGUAGUCAACUUACUUGUCAAUGGUCGGCCAGCUGUAUGUCUUUGUAAAUUGUUAAUAUGAGUUGUAAAUUGUAAUGAUCCAAAUGCAUCUUGUAUAUUUGUAUAUUUUCUUAUAUGUGGUGUGAGUGAGUGAGUGAGUGAGUGAGUGAGUAGUUUUAUCGACUAGUUUAUUGUUUGUCUUCCAAAUGCUGCUGAUCUGGGGCUGAAAGAAGGGGGAAAGGGGGGUGGGGAGUCAGCUGAUGGUACAAAAUAAAAGGACUGUAAACAUUUAUUUUUGUAUGAUAAUAUUUUUGUAUGAUAAUGUGUGAUUGGUUACUGGUGUCAAAUCUUCUCUAUUUCGUGGAAAACUGAGUAGUAGAAAAUUACAAAUAAAUUGUUUUUGCACAAUUACUGUCUUUUUUAGUUUAGACUGUUGGUUCAUGUUCGAUUAGUGCACGUCUUUUCAGCCAAACGGCAUGCGCACGUGACAGCCGGGACGCAGGCAGUAGUGAUACCGGCAAAGGUCGCUGUUUAGUUUUUUCACCUAAACUGCAAUGGUUACAAAUUGUCAAAAAUUUGCCAAAUUUUACGGUUGGGUAACUAUUUGAGCGGUUACGAACGGCAGACCCACUUUCAUUCAGACUACUGUUUCGCUAGUCUAUUGUCAAAACAGAGUCAGAGAAAAGAGAGGGUGGGGUGAGGAGGAGGGGGCCUCUGGGGGCGCGGUGCUCGGCUCGCACAGGGGGGCCAUGUGGCGACCGGAACGAAACGGGCUGACUGGAGAAAAUGACGAACCCACCUGGCUUCUUCCAGGCUUGAUAGGCUUCCAGCAUGCACGGCAUCAAUUUCUUGAGAAUCUGGCAGUCUCCUUGAAACCAAGAAUGAAAAUUCUACGAUAAUUCUAACGGAUUUUAUAGUUGUACUUUUCGGGACUUAGUCGCCGGAGAGGCCAAGGCAGAGCUGGCCCGGAGCUCGGAAAGAGACAGAACGCGUCGAGGCAGACCCCGGCCCGGGUCCUCGCCAACAUCUGGGAUUUGUCACGCCUCCUGGACGGUGCCGUCCCGCCUCCCCCGCACCCGCCCGCACCCCGCAGGGCCUGCCCGACACUUCGGACGUGUUCGACGCAUUUAAUACGCAGCCAUUCCCGGACUGGCCGUGUGCUCCUACCGCCUUAAUGUCGGUCCCCUUCUCUUUCAGAACGACGUCCCUGCCGAGUCUCUUCCCCUGCCUAUUUGAGUUCAAGAUGCAGCCCAGCCCAGGGACGAACUGAACCCGAAGCUGACCCGACGACCUGGAUGUUCUUACCGGACGCGAUCGGGGCGUCUGUUUCCGUCGGGGUGGUGGGUGACAAGAAGUCCAUCUGCACUUAAAAUUAAGACCUUUCAUGUGUUCUGUAUGCAAUUUAAACCAACCGACCCUAAGCAUAGGAUCACUCGAUUAUUUGUUUAUUUAUGUAAAUUUUUAUUUUUGUACAUUAUAUAUAGUUUUGCAUAUCA
Messenger RNA from Frankliniella occidentalis (western flower thrips), 4591 nucleotides. RefSeq lists its product as uncharacterized. Lineage: Eukaryota; Metazoa; Arthropoda; Insecta; Thysanoptera; Thripidae. The transcript is spliced from 2 exons. Bases 864 to 2930 code for a protein of 688 amino acids. The record is from RefSeq and is a predicted model, not a curated record.